This is a messenger RNA of Andrographis paniculata, 2000 nucleotides long. RefSeq names its product embryonic protein DC-8-like. NCBI's taxonomy places the organism in Eukaryota, Viridiplantae, Streptophyta, Magnoliopsida, Lamiales, Acanthaceae. The coding region runs from base 26 to 1828 and encodes 600 amino acids. The record is from RefSeq and is a predicted model, not a curated record. The transcript is spliced from 3 exons.
UUUGUUUGCGGAGUGUGAUUUUUUGAUGGCGUCGAUGCAGCCGGAUAGACAGAAGAGGGCGGAGGCCGCCGCGAGAGCUGCGGCGGAGGAGCUCAGUCAGGUUAACCGGGAAAGGGAGGCGGCGGGGAAGUCCGGCGAGGGGAGGGAGGUGCGGAGUGAGGAGAAGUCUCCCGGCGUUAUUGGUAGCUUGAUGAGGACGGUUGGGCAGGCUAAAGAUGCUGUAAUGGGGAAGUCGGAAGGGUACGCCGGAAAAAGUGCAGAGACAGCGGAGGAAGCUGUGCAGAGAGCGGCGGCGGAGAGAGAAGCUGCCGCGAAGAAGAUUUGGGCGGCGGAGGAGGGGAAACAGGGAAAGGACGCCGCCGUGAAGGGGAGAGAAACCGCCGAGUCUGCGGCGGAGAAGGCGAAACAGGCGGCGGACGCCGCCGCAGAGAAGGGGAGAGAAACCGUCGGUACUGCGGCUGAGAAGACGAAGCAGGCUAAGGACGCCGCCGCCGGGAAGGCAAGUGAGUACGGAGACUACGCCGCCGUUAAGGGGAGAGAAACCGCCGAUACAGCGGCGGAGAAGGCGAAACAGGCUAAGGACGCCGCCGCCGUGAAGGGGAGAGAAACCGCCGAAUCUGCGGCGGAGAAGACGAAGCAAGCUAAGGACGCCGCCGCGGGGAAGGCGAGCGAGUAUGGAGAUUACGCCGCCGUGAAGGGGAGAGAAACCGCCGAAUCUGCGGCGGAGAAGGCGAAACAGGCUAAGGACGCCACCGCGGGGAAGGCGGUUGAGUACAAAGACUACGCCGCCGAGAAGGGGAGCGAAACCGCCGGCGCUGCGGCGGAGAAGACGAAGCAGGCGAAGGACACAGUCGUCGGAAAAGCUGCGGAGUACAAAGAUUACGCCGCCGAGAAGGGGAGCGAAACCGUCGGUGCUGCGGCGGAGAAGGCGAAGCAGGCUAAGGACGCCGCCGUGGGGAAGGCAGGUGAGUACAAAGAUUACGCCGCCGAGAAAAGCAGAGAAACCGCCGAUGUGGCGGCGGAGAAGGCGAGACAAGCGAAAGACGCCGUCGUCGGAAAAGCUGGGGAGUACAAAGACUAUGCGGCGACUAAAGGAAGAGAAACCGCCGAUGCUACGGCGGAGAAGGCGAGGCAGACCAAGGAUUCCGCCAUGGAAACCGCGGCGGAGACGAAGGACUACACGGCGGAGAAGGCGAAUCAGGCGGCGGCGAAGGCCGGAGAGUACAAAGAUUACACUGUUGAGAAAACUAAGGAAGGGAAGGAUACGGCGGCGGAGAAGAUCGCCGGACUGAAGGACACGGCGGCGGACGCAGCGAAGAGGACGAUGGAGUUUCUGACGGGGAAGAAAGAGGAGACGAAGGAGAAAACGGCGGAGACGACGGAAUCCGCCAUGGAGAAGUUCGAAGAAACGAAGGAAGAAGCGCGGAGGAAUUUGGAGGAGAUGAAAAUCCAAGGAAGGGAGAGAGAUGAGAUCGGCGGCGGCGAAGGUGCCGGCGGAGGGAUUUUCGGCGCGUUGGGGAGCGUGAAGGACGCCAUUAAAGGGAAGCUGACGCCGCAGCAGCAGCAGGAAGCGGCGGCGGAGGUGAGGGGGGAGGACCGGCGGGUGUCGUACGGCGGCGCCGGGGAGGCGAAGGCGGGGAUGAGGAUGUCGGUGGACGAGGAGGGGAUACCGGUGGUGGUGAAGGUGGAGGAGACGCCGGCGGGAGCGGCGGCGGAGGUGUUCAAGGAGGCGGACCAGAUGACGGGGCAGACAUUUAACGACGUGGGAAGGAUGGAUGAGGAGGGCGUGACACGUGUACGGCUGGAUCGGCGCCCCGGGAAGAUGUGAUUCGGGAGGUGUGACCCGGACCCGGACCCGAAGCUUUCUUUUUUUACUGUUGUUGUACUCGUCGUUGUUUCACUUGUUUGACAGGGUUCUCGGGUUGUGUGUGUAAUUUCAAGCGAUGACUUGUUUGGCAUGAAUUUCCCAGAAUGGUAUAUAUAGAAUAAACGUUUUGAUA